UUACAUUUUCACUUUCCAAUCUUCGUUGUUUGUCAGUAAACAAUUGUUUGAACUACGCAUGUAUUGGUAAUCAAAAAGCUCGCUUAAGUUUAAUGCGACUCACAUAAAAGCUGGACUACACUGUUUUAAUUUGGAUUUAAUGGACACUUAACAUGUGCUUUCAUAGCUUUGUUUGUUUGCUACUGUUUGUGCUUUCCCUUGAUCUUCGGUUUGGACCUUGGUGAAAUAAUGAAAUAUUCGGAAGCCAUAAAGGCGUUGUGUUUGAUGCUGCUUCAAGAACAGAAAACAUAGGAGAGUAUGACUUCUGUAAAUAUUUUUUGGGGGUUUGUUCAAACUUGACACAAAGCGUCAUUUGCAAUCGAAUGUUAAUAACAAGAAAAUGUUUCCCGUAUCUUGAAACGUGACAAGCUACAUAUUGACAGGUUAUUGAAGGCAGUGUAAUUUAGUCAUCAAAUUUCUUCAUUAUUGGAUUAAAUGUAUCAAGCUUCGUACAAACAGAACAUCGUUCCAUUGUUGUAUACACUUGGAUGUUUACGAACGAAAGUAUUACAUUAAACCAACGACAUAAAAAAACUCAAAAUUGCAUUCUUUUGCGUUAGAUACAAAUUGGUUAUGCCAUAACAAUUGUCGACUUUCUUAAAAUGAAAAAGAACAGAACUUGGUGAAUAGUAAUGUGUUCGGAGGAAAAUGAAUGAAAUAAUUAGUAUAUUUUGUGUUUAAGAAAAAAUAUGGCAUUAAAUGGGAAAGCGGGUGUUUCUACGAUUUUGCGACUCUCUGCCAGUAUCUAAGAAUUGCUUUAUAAUAAUAAUAAUAAUAAUAAUAAUAAUAAUAAUAAUAAUAAUAAUCAUAUAAAAAUACGAACAAUCCAAGGAAAGAGCGCGGUUAAUACGCAGACAAAGGUAUCGUAGAGAGUCUUUCCAAAUAUCGCAGAAAUAUUCGAAAUUGUACUUGGCGCCCGACUUUGGUCGCAUAUAGCGAGAUGUCUACAGACGACGCGAGAAGACACGACGGUGGCCCACUAGAAAGAAGCCACAUCAAAGAUAUGGUGCUCCGGAACGCGCUCGAAAACGCCGCGCUUGUCAAGACAUCCAGACGCUUAGAGAACCAGAGACGUGCGUUCGUGCGACAAAGCACGCGGGAUGAGGAGGAGAUGCGCACGCUGCUCACGCGCCUUAGCAUCGAGCAGUCCGGUCACCAUGGCAACGCGGGGGAGGCGGGAGAACAUGGCGGUUUUCAUGAGACAUAUACUUGUUUUGGGGAAAAUGGACGAGACUCACAAUAUUUUGAUGAGGUGGAUGGCGGGUUUCGGGCCGGCGGGGAGACGGAAGUUGAACAUGAGGUGGAGGUGGUCGCCAACCCUUAUCCCGUCACUAUCAUACCACGAUUCGGAGGCCCGCCGACAAGAAAACAGUCCGGAAUUUCUGGAAGACCGGUAUCACACAGUUCAAGUUGGUCACGACGAAAGUCUAUUGAAUAUGAAGACGUUCAAGACUCAUUACUUACAGUGAGAACUUCCGGAAACCCAGCUUCCAAUAUAUCCGAACAACAGAUAUCCGCGUCUACGUCAAGUAUAUCACGUGAUCAACACGCUAUCGGCAAUUGGCUUGCAAGUCCUGACGCAAUAUCGUCAGUGCGGCGCAUGCGCAGAUCAGUAAAUGAACAAUCUCACCGGAAGUUGAUGCGAAAAGCUAGUUGUGAGUCGCGAGUUUCCGAUGAUUCUCCAAUUAAUUCUGGAAGCUCGUCGCCGAUUCUACAUUCGAGAAACAAUUCACUGAAAGAACGAAAAAGAAACACUUCCGGGGAUGACAGCGCAUUGUCACCUAGAAUUCGAAAGUGGUCCCGUCGUGGCGGUUCCUUAAAGGAGCGAAAAACGAGCAAAGGCGAAGAUAAUGAGAGUCUUAAACCUCUCGCGAAAUCAUAUUCCAUCCUUUCAAAAGAUACAACGAGCUUGGGCGACAUUACUGAAAAAGAAGACACUCCGGCAUUUAGACCCAAAUCUGAAAGUGUUAGCGGUAAACCGACUAGAAAGAAUUCAAAGAAGGGACAGAAGCAGCCUCUUCGUAGAAAGUCUAGCACCGACUCUGUCGCUUCCGGGCCAGUGAGCGUUCCUUAGAAAGCACGAAAAGCGGAUGUAUAGUUGGUGCAGUAAACUACUGCUUGACUCUUGAUAUCAUGACACUUUGAUGACUUUGAACACUGUACACAAUUCUUGUUUGAACGCUUGCAUUCGUAGAAUCGGGUUUGGGCAUUCGGAAUGGAAUAAAGCAUUCGGCUUGCUCCACCGCAUGACCCCACCUGAACAUUGGACCUACCAUAGAAACUAAACACAAUUGCAAAAAUGAAUGUUGUAUUGGUACCACUAUCUAUUUUCAUUCUUUUUUCUCAUGGUAUUCGUAAAAAUGUAUAUUUUUUUAAUUAAUUAAUUACAUCAAUUAACAUAUAAAUGUAAUUUGUCCUGCUCCCGGUUAGAUUUCUACUUUCCCAACUACAUUUGGGUGGUUGCAUUACGUCUGUAUUUGUUGAAUAUAAUAUGUUUAUAGUGUAGGUGACAAGAUUACCUCUCUAUGUUAUGUUAACUCAAACAAUUGAAUUAAUUACCAAUAAGUAUACGUCUCCCUCUGUCGGCGAAUGUAAUUUGAAUACAAUUGCAACGAUCCAUGAGUGGUUUUGUCACCGUUCCAGACUGUUUUACGUUUAAAACUGCAAGCAUAUAUCAAUAUUUGGUGGUUUAAGCUAUUAAUGAAAAACAAUUACUGAAAAUGACACUUUUCGCCUAAAUAUUUAUACAUAAUGGUUUGUAAAUAAAAUCAUUAUUGUAUGUGAUAAUGGUCACAAUCAAAUUCAAAUACUUUUUAGUGUGUGCCAAAGAAUUACCUCAUUUCCAGGAUAUUUUAAAAUUCUUACUCUGGAUU
Mya arenaria is the source of this 2912-nucleotide messenger RNA. RefSeq lists its product as uncharacterized. The transcript is spliced from 3 exons. The record is from RefSeq and is a predicted model, not a curated record. NCBI's taxonomy places the organism in Eukaryota, Metazoa, Mollusca, Bivalvia, Myida, Myidae. Bases 980 to 2113 code for a protein of 377 amino acids.